Messenger RNA from Phacochoerus africanus (Common warthog), 1315 nucleotides. It is a transcript of the gene WDR83, whose product is annotated as WD repeat domain 83. The record is from RefSeq and is a predicted model, not a curated record. NCBI's taxonomy places the organism in Eukaryota, Metazoa, Chordata, Mammalia, Artiodactyla, Suidae. Gene Ontology annotation, biological process: mRNA splicing, via spliceosome. Gene Ontology annotation, molecular function: protein binding. The transcript is spliced from 9 exons. Gene Ontology annotation, cellular component: catalytic step 2 spliceosome. Bases 202 to 1137 code for a protein of 311 amino acids.
GCCAAAAGUAUUCCUAGAAAACAGGAAAUGGGAAAAGAAAGUGAAAACUGGAAACAGGCUUCAGUAUUCCCAAUAUUAUCUCCAAAAAGCUGAAACUAUUGAAUCCGGAAGUGAUAAAUAGGAAGUAGACCAUAGAGGACAAUAAUAAGGUUACACCCAGAGCAAGGAAAGCUUCGGUGGCGAGGAAGGGAGCCGGGUGCGAUGGCUUUCCCCGAGCCAAAGCCACGUGGCCCGGAGCUGCCACAGAAACGGUUGAAGACAUUGGACUGCGGGCAGGGGGCUGUGCGAGCCGUGCGAUUUAAUGUGGAUGGCAAUUACUGCCUGACUUGCGGCAGUGACAAGACCCUGAAACUGUGGAACCCGCUGCGGGGGACGCUACUGCGGACAUACAGCGGCCACGGCUAUGAGGUGCUGGACGCGGCCGGCUCCUUUGACAACAGCAGUCUCUGUUCUGGCGGCGGGGACAAGGCCGUGGUGCUGUGGGAUGUGGCAUCAGGGCAGGUCGUGCGAAAAUUUCGGGGCCAUGCUGGGAAGGUGAACACAGUGCAGUUUAAUGAAGAGGCCACAGUUAUCCUGUCUGGCUCUAUCGAUUCCAGUGUGCGCUGCUGGGACUGCCGCUCUCGGAAACCUGAGCCUGUACAGACGCUGGAUGAAGCCAGGGAUGGCAUAUCCAGUGUGAAGGUGUCGGACCAUGAAGUCCUGGCAGGCUCCGUAGAUGGCCGGGUGAGGCGCUAUGACCUGAGGAUGGGACAACUCUUUUCAGACUAUGUGGGCAGCCCCAUCACCUGCACCUGCUUCAGCCGGGACGGGCAGUGCACCCUGGUGUCCAGCUUGGACUCCACGUUGCGGCUUCUAGACAAGGACACAGGGGAGCUGCUGGGCGAGUACACAGGCCAUAAGAACCAGGAGUACAAGCUGGACUGCUGCUUGAGCGAACGUGACACACAUGUGGUCAGCUGCUCUGAGGAUGGGAAGGUGUUCUUCUGGGACUUGGUGGAGGGUGUCCUGGUGCUGGCCCUGCCCGUGGGUCCCAGUGUGGUGCAGUCACUGGCCUACCACCCCACGGAGCCCUGCCUGUUGACCGCCAUGGGGGGCAGUGUCCAGUGCUGGCGGGAAGAGGCCUAUGAAGCUGACUGAGGGGGGCGCAGGCUGAAGCCAGGGGACCCACUACCAAGGACACAGAGAGAGAGACCGCCUGAGAAGGACCACUGAGACCAUUUAUUCUAGAGAUGCUGUUGACCAGGGAGUGGGGGAGAGGCUGGCUGGGUCUGCAAACUAAUAAAUAGAGGAGGGGUGAGGCCUCCCUGGGGCUGCA